Messenger RNA from Pyrenophora tritici-repentis Pt-1C-BFP, 1416 nucleotides. Its product is annotated as ProP, Permease major facilitator superfamily. NCBI's taxonomy places the organism in Eukaryota, Fungi, Ascomycota, Dothideomycetes, Pleosporales, Pleosporaceae. The record is from RefSeq and is a predicted model, not a curated record. Gene Ontology annotation, molecular function: transmembrane transporter activity. Gene Ontology annotation, cellular component: membrane. Gene Ontology annotation, biological process: transmembrane transport.
AUGUUCAACUCGUGGGGCCUCGUCAAUGCCUACGGCACAUGGUCUUCGUACUACGUCGGCCACUCAUUGCGAGGAAUUGAUCAACUUGAACUGAACCUGAUCGGAUCGACGCAGUCCUUUAUUGUGCUUCUUCUUUCAAACGUUGUUGGCAGACUUCUGGAUGCUGGUCAUUCUCGCAAAGUGAUCGGAUGCGGUACUUUCCUCGUUCCAUUUGGCUUGUUCAUGCUUUCCGUUGCGCACCCUAGCGACGUCGAGGCCCUCGGAAACUUUGGCUCAAUUUGGGCAACACAAGGCCUUGUCGUUGGCCUGGGCAUGGGGACCUUUUUCGUAUCCAGCUCUCAAGUCGCUUCAACAUGGUUCCCUAAGCGCAGAGGCCUUGCCGUAGGUUAUGUUGCUUGUGGUGCCAGUGUAGCCGGCGUGAUAUAUCCCUCGAUGCUGCGCUACCUGAUCAAGUCGGUAGGGUUCAACGAUGCUGUGCGCUACGUUGCGACCCUCACAUCCGUGACAUGCAUCUUUUCCUUUAUCUUCUGCACACCCGAUCCUGCCCACGAGCAUCACGAACCGAAGACAUGGGGAAAGCUCACAACCUGGUUCGAUACAGAAGCCUUCCGCAACAAGGCCUUUUGCUGGUUUACUGCUGCCAUUGCUUUCAUGUUCUUUGGCUUCUAUCCCGUCUUCUUCAACCUCGAAGAGUGGGCAUCAGUACGCGGAUUCGGUACUCGCAAUCGAUCUUCUUCCGAAAUAGCUCCAGUGGACACAACCAACAAACCCCUUCAGACCUUCUGGCUACUUGUCAUCAUGAACGGAGCUUCAACUGCUGGACGGAUGCUUCUUGCUCACUUCUCGGACUGGGUUGGUGCUCUCAACAUGCACAUCGGCUCCCAGUUUGUAGCUUCAAUGCUCACACUUGUACUCUGGUCCCAAGCUGGGUCAGAGACUGAUGCUAUCGCCUUCUGCGUAGUUUUCGGUAUCUUCUCCGGAAUGGUCAUCGGCCUACCUCCUGCAUCAAUCGGCCAUAUUCUCAGUCGCUCCUACGCCGAGCCUGACAACAUUCAGUUCGCAAAGAAGAAGCUCGGACAUUGGACAGGCAUGAUGUACACCUUCGCCGCCAUUCCAGCUCUGACUGGCCCUGUCAUUGCUGGUCAUCUCAUCACAAAGUACGACACAUAUAUCACUGUGCAGAUGUGGUCUGGCACCAACUUGAUGCUCUCAUGUUUCUGCAUGAUCAUCUCUCGAUGGAACUUACCUUGCGACAAUGGCGAGCAUGCGAAGGACGCAGUUAUGCGCGCGAUGAGCUUCGCGGAGACCACUGAGAAGCGUAGUGCCAGCGAAGCACCUACUACGACGAGAGACCCUCUGUCGCAGGCCCCAACCCGUGUUCCAAGCACACGCUCUCAAGCUUCGGACAUGGUCUGA